This is a messenger RNA of Xiphias gladius (swordfish), 3678 nucleotides long. RefSeq names its product phosphatidylinositol glycan anchor biosynthesis, class Q (gene pigq). Lineage: Eukaryota; Metazoa; Chordata; Actinopteri; Istiophoriformes; Xiphiidae. Gene Ontology annotation, biological process: GPI anchor biosynthetic process. The transcript has 14 exons. The coding region runs from base 158 to 1969 and encodes 603 amino acids. The record is from RefSeq and is a predicted model, not a curated record. Gene Ontology annotation, cellular component: membrane; endoplasmic reticulum.
AGCGUUUUAUGCAAUGGACUGUCAACAAAGAAAAUGGCGGCGGUUUGUACAUAGGUGGGCUGUACUCGACGAUACAGAUGGAAGGUGAAAACUGGUGUUGGUGAUAAAGAAGAUCGUUGGAGCUACUGGAGGCUGAACAUUGAGCAGCAGUCAAAUCAUGGUGCUGAAGAUCUUCUUCCCACAGUGCUGUAACCGGGCGGACAGCGGGCUGCUGGUGGGCCGCUGGUUCGCCAGUCAUGAUUCAGCCGUGGUGCUGGCGGUCAUCCACUACCCGUUCAUCCCUGGACAGGUCAAACAGUACAUCCAGCAGAUGCAGGCUCAGAGCGGGGUGGAACUGUCAGUGCUGGGUUCCUGGAGUUUACCCAAAGAGGGUCAGGAGGGCAUGGAGAGCUUCCUCAGAGACCUCAGCACCAUCUUCCCCCAGGAGCGCUGGCUCCAGAUCAGCCGCCACAUGGGCAAGACAGGCUUCGCCUGCGACAUCCUCAGCCGGGAUAGGAAUGGAGGAGCAGCUCAGCGGAAGGUAAAAAAGAAGAAGAAGGAGGAGGAUGAGAAUAGCGAUGGUGAGGCUGGAGGUGAGGGGGAAGAGGAAGAGGAGGAGGAGGAGAAAGUGAUCUUCGUCCACUACGAGCAGAAGAAGGUGAUGCUGUCGCAGCUUCACCCUGUCGAGAAUGGAGUUCCCGACCCCAAAACUGAUCCACCGUCUGAGCUGAGACAGAUGUUCCAGACGGUGGCCAGCAGCCAGCCUCUGUUCUUCCUGGACAGGUACGACGACGGGCCGCUGAAGUCCACACACUGGCAGUCUGAAGGUCGAGAGGCCAGCAUCAUAGUGGAGCUGCUCAAGCAGGCCUCUGUCCCGCUCUGCCUGCUCAUCAGCUGGCUGCUGUCCAUUUGGACGUGGAUCUGUAACAUCCGGAUCUUCAGUCUGCACCCGCUCCGCUUCCUGUCCAGUAAACUGUCCACAUGUGUCCAGCUGAGCUACAGAACCGAGCACAUGCGGACGCUCAGCUCACCCAAACCGGCUGCCGGACACACACAGUUUAUGAGGAGAGCCAACAUCUCGGUGUCGUUCCUGGUGGAUGUGGCUCUCGGCAUGUUGCUCAUCUCGUGGCUCUACAGAGACAACCACAUCACCAUGUUAGCCAAUACACUGGUGCCAGCAGCAGAUCAUGUGGCUAAAGAGCUGGAGGAGCUGCUGCAGUGGCUGAUGGGAGCUCCUGCAGGCUUGAAGAUGAACCGGGCCCUGGACCAGGUUCUGGGACGCUUCUUCCUCUACCACAUACACCUGUGGAUCAGCUACAUCCACCUGAUGUCUCCCUUCAUCGAGGGGAUCCUCUGGUACGGAGGCCUGUCAGCCUGCCUGGGCCUGACCUUUGCCCUCUCGCUGCUCUCUGAUAUGGUGGCCCUGCUCACCUUCCACAUCUACUGCUUCUAUGUCUACGGAGCCAGGCUGUACUGUCUGAAGAUCUACGGCCUCUCAUCUCUCUGGAGGCUCUUCAGAGGGAAGAAGUGGAACGUCCUGCGGCAGAGGGUGGACUCCUGCUCCUAUGACCUGGACCAGCUCUUCAUUGGGACGCUGCUGUUCACCAUCCUGCUGUUCCUGCUUCCCACUACAGCACUCUACUACCUGGUCUUCACUCUGUUGCGGCUGGUGGUGGUGCUUUUCCAGGGCGUCCUCCACCUCAGUGUGGAUUUCGUCAACUCCUUCCCUUUGUUCGCUGUCGGUCUCCGCAUCUGUCGGCCCUACAGACUGGCAGAAGGUGUAAAGUUCAGGGUGCUGUGUGACGAGCCUGGGACGGCCCUUCACCUGCUGAUGGAGAUUAACCCUCUGAAGUGCAGCACAGUGGUUAAGACCUAUCGCACUCCGACUUACAGCUGCUACCCAAAAGACUCGUGGGCAGCGCUGGUCAAGAAGCUGUUUGUCGGGGAGCUGAUUUACCCCUGGAAACACAAAACCACCAAGGCUGACUGAGGGACACCAGCCAGAAAUGUGAGGGAGAGAAAAAAAGGAGAGAUGAGGGAACAGAGGAAAGGGAAGAGGCUGAAUAAAUAAUGAGUUGGAAACAGACAGAUGGAGGCAAAGAGGGGAAAUGGGAAGCAAGGGUGAAACCGGUAGGAAGACCUUUGAGUUGAGCUGCUUUCAUGUUAGAUGGGAAGAACGUCAGAGAGAGUGUAACCCGACUGAAGCUGCCAAGUCACCACACUUGUAGUUUUCUGAACUCAUGUUUUACAGCACAACAAAUGUGGUAAUGUCAGCCACAAACGUCAAAAACAGCGAGUAGCUAUGUCCUGCUGUGAUUAUGAAAUGACUUUCAGUACAUGGUAAAAAAAAAACAACCUUUAUUUUUUAUUAUUUUAUUUGAAAUGAAAUCAUCCCUUGAAGUGAUUUCUGCCGUUUCCUUUUUUGUUCAAAUUUAACAAAAAAACUCCAUCAUUAGAUACAAGCAGCUGUAAACUAAAGUGACCACUACUUUUUCUUAUACACACAGCGUUCCCCUUAGGACAUGACUGCAGUACAAAACAUCAAGAGACUAAAACAACCCCUUAAUAUGUGUUUGAAUGUGGAAAAAAACAAAAACAAAACCGAUGAUAAAUAAUAAAAAGAGUUGAAAGGGAGUUAUUUUAAAGGAAUUUCGACCUUGUUUCUUCCCUUCACGUCAGUGGAAACUCCAUCGCACUUUUUAUGACCAGCAAACAUCCAGCAUUUAGUCUGUGUAUUGUAGUUCAGUCUGGACAUUUGAGCUCAAGACACUUGGUAAUUUGAUAUGCGUCUCGUGGUCCCCAGAGGAUAAUUCCUGCUGCAUUUGGUGACCCCUCCCCCCCCCAAUCUUUUCUUUAGCGCCACCAUUAGGUCAAACACCAUAAAAUCUAAGUGGAAAGUUGCAGUGAAAUCUCAGAAGCGCUGAGAUGACAAAGUGGCCGACAUUAAGCCACUUUCACACGAGUGGUGUAUUCUGAUUCUGGGUGAUAUGUCACUGUUAGUUUGUCUUAUGCUGUCAUUCUACCGGUUCAUGGGAUUUAUAGACCAUAACUCACAUGCCAUGGCAGUUUAUGAUACGCCGAUGCUGUGUGCAACUUUAAAAUGGCUAAUCACUCCUAUUUCACCGGCUGAUUCCACGUUUUAUCAGCAUACCAAUGGUGUGCCACUCCUUUUACAGUCACACGCCGAUUCUACUCGGUGUACCACUUUGAUGUUGCUGCUGCUCAACUGACACACGGCACAGGAAAACUGUGUUCUUUUGUUCCACUGGCAGAUGCAGUUCCUCAUGACAGUUCUCACUGACAUAUGCCACUAGAAUGACAAGUUCUAGUGGCACACAGUAGCGGCAUAUCAAAAUAAACAGUGGCAUACAGAUAUAGAUUUUAAAAAAAAAAUACUGUAAAGUGGGGAUGCUUUCAAUAAUAAUGAGAUGAGAAGACUUUAUUUAUUAACUUGCAGUGCAGUAAACAGAAAAAACCUAAAUCAGAUCAGUAUUAGCGGUGACCCCCCUUUGCCUUUAAACCAGCACCAGUUCUUCUCGGUACACCUGCACACAGUUUUUCAAGGUACUUGGCAGGUAGGCUGUUCAGAGCAUCUUAGAGAACCUGCUACAGUUCUUCUGUGGAUUCAGUCUGUCUCAGUGUCUUCUGUCUCUACAUGUGGUCCCAGACUGACUCCAUGAUGCUGAGAUCAGGGCUCUG